Molecule: messenger RNA, 1941 nt
Organism: Lactuca sativa (garden lettuce)
Lineage: Eukaryota; Viridiplantae; Streptophyta; Magnoliopsida; Asterales; Asteraceae
Source: RefSeq, a predicted model, not a curated record
UAUCCCUUCAACUACACUUCUGAAUUUCCAGGAUGUUACACAUCUGCAAGGUUUUCAAUUUAAGAUCCCUAGAAAGGUACAUACUUAUCCUUCUCCAUAGUUUCUGUUCGUAUCCUCCGGAUGAAAACAAACGAUCUGAACUGGUGAGAAACGAAAUCGGUUCACCACUUCAAACCGGAGGUCGUGCGUCGCAGGCGGAGGCUGGGAUAGGAGGCGGCAUGCGUUUUCAGAAACAUCUGUCUUCUAUUCUACUCUAUAGAAGCCACCAUCUCCACCCUUCUAAUUCGUUCACUGUGGUCGAUUCGAUUUCCAUCCAAAGAAAUAUCGACCAAGACGUCGCCUCUAGGAAAAAAAUGACAGAAGGCAGGAGAGUCAACAACUUUGGCGAUGUGGACGGCGACAGUGUGCCAAGGUCGGCUUGUCGAUUCCUCGGUAAAUCACACCAAACUCACUAAAUCAUGUUUUGGUUUUGGUUUUUUUCGAUUCUGAAUUACUUUCAACAGUUUCGUUAGCAACCCACAUAGAACAGCCCCCCACCUACAAAUCACACAAUUCAUAUCUGUAAAAUACGAAAAUUGACUGUGGUUCUUCUUUGCUUUUCCUCAAUCAAACGUGUCUGCAUCCCCUUUUCUUUUAUCUUUUGUGUUAUUGCUUGGUGCUGCUAUGUUUAUCGUCUUUCUUCUCAAAUUUCUUGCUAAUUUAGGGUUCAAACUCUACACCACUGUCACUUUGCAUUUUUCAGGUAAGCAAGCUUUGAUUUCAGAUUUUUAACUAACCUACAGUUCGAUUUUGAGGUGACUUCUAAUCAUAUUUUUUUUAUUAAUGAUUGAUUUUUCGUUUUUUGUGGAUUUUUAGUAGAUUUAUGUCUUAUAUGAGAGAGAAGGAGAUGGAAGAGUAAAUUCAGAUGCAAAGACACGGUGUGGAAGGGAUAGGUAAGGAAAAUGGGAUGAAAUAGAAAUGUUCCAGCUAUAAGCUUUUUCUUCCGCCUCCGGUUUUUUGAUCUCAAAUCAGGUCCUUGCACAAAGAAAUUGUCUCUUCAGGUGGAGUUUGAAAGAUUGCACUUCAAUUGUUUGAUGAAAGUACUCAAACAGCCACCCACUCAUAUGGAUGCCACCACCCGGAAGAGUUGGCGGUGUUGUGAAGUGGAGGUCAGCGGGUAUGAUGAAGGAUGCCGAAGAAGUUUACAGAGAAACAUGGAAAGGAUCUGUUGGAAAGAGUGAUACUGAAGAGCAUUACAGUUUGAAGUAUGGCCACUUAUUGAUGUUCAAAUAUGAACGGUUUUCAAUAUUUGGUGUGGUUAUAUUCGAUACAAGUGCAACGGAGAUAGUUUACCCCCCCUAUGAAGAAAGAUCCACUCGGAAACUCUACAAAAGAGGUGGCAAGAAACAAUCCACAAGAGGUCAAACUUACUAAACUAGAGACUGUAAAGUCAGAAGAAGAGACAUGUUCAUCGAGUGAAGAUGAAAAAAGUAGAAUCAAGAUUAAUGUUGGAGGUGGAAGUUUAAGGAAGAGGAGGGAGGAUGGAAGAAGGGCAGUUGAAAGAGCUAAAGCUAAUUUCAAAAGCCAUAAACAUUUCUUCAUUGCAUAUAUCCAACAAUCAUAUGUUACUGGAUCAAGAGGACUGGUAAUCAUGAAUUAUUCUACAUCGAUCUUUUCAUUGUAUAAAUUAAGAAAACAGUUUUUUUAUCUGUUUCCAUGGAUGCAUCCUGUAGCAGUUGAGUUCAGGAAGAUACUUGCUUAGAUGGUGCUGGUUGGGUGGAAUUUAUCAAGGACAAUGGUAUUACAUUUGGGGACAUUUGUGUUUUUGAGCUAAUCCAUGAACACCGAAAUGUACUUGGUGUUACCAUCCUUAAAUGUUCUCCAUAAAUUGUUCUGUUUUAUUCCUUUUUAUCAACAUGAUGGAAUUACUCUUUUGAGGUAAUGAAAGAAAGGAUUGUUUUA